Messenger RNA from Poeciliopsis prolifica (blackstripe livebearer), 1125 nucleotides. RefSeq lists its product as uncharacterized. NCBI's taxonomy places the organism in Eukaryota, Metazoa, Chordata, Actinopteri, Cyprinodontiformes, Poeciliidae. The transcript is spliced from 6 exons. The record is from RefSeq and is a predicted model, not a curated record. Bases 113 to 688 code for a protein of 191 amino acids.
GUGAAAGUAAAAGUGCUUCUCUGACAGUAAGAGGACGAACCAGAAAAACAAGAAGCAACAAUUAUUAGGUAAAUGUCUGUAAUAGUUUAGGAUAAUCCUCAUUGAGUCUCGGAUGCGUCGAAGAGAAACCACUGGAAGAAACAUGUCCCAGCAGCGUGACACUGGCUGUGGGAGAAGGUUUUAUGUCUUAGUAGCAGGUAAAACUGAAGGGGCUCAUCACUCCAUUGUUGGCAAGCUGAGGAACGCGGGCCAAGUUGAAGUUUACUCUCAUAGAGACUGUGACUGCGUCCUGGUGAUCUGUCCAAUCGCUUCACGUGUCCAGACAGACAUCACAGAGGCUCUCAACAAGGCUCCGAACGACAAGCCCAUCAUUCUGGUGGUGAUGCAUCACACAUUCAACCCCAACCACAUCAUAGCUGAGAGCAGGAGGCAGGUGCAUCACCAGAACGUCCGCCUCACCGUGGAUUACUUUUUCCAUCAGGGUAAAAUCCUCAACUGUAGCCGUAAUGACAUAUCAUGGCGUGAAAUCCAGAAGUUUCUCGGUAUUUCCAGGAACUCUUUCCUGCAAUCUCUGAUUAAAGGUGUAAAGAAAUAUAAAAAUGUCAUACUUAUUGCCAUUGUCGUUGUUGGGUCUGCAGUUGUUGUCACAACGGCCAUCUCCAUGGUUGCAACACAUAAAUAUCCCUGACCUGCAGAAACUGAUUCGAUUCUUUCUUUUAAAAAGUUCUCAUCCUAUGAAGAUGUUUCAGACGAACUGAAAAUUUAGGAAACACUUUAUUUGACGGGUUGUGAAUAAGACUGUCUGGAACAUGAAUAAGUCUUCAUGAAUAUUUAUGACUGUUGUCAUAAAGUGUCAUUUGGUAAAUUAUGACACUUUUAAUACAAAGUUGACAUAAUUUGUUAUGACAACUUGACAUUAACCAAGAAAUCAUAAUCUGAUAUCAAUUUGUUAUAAAGGUAUUACUGAUUAAACUUUAGCUUUAAUAACAUGAAGCUGCAUAAUUCAUAACGUCUUAAUAGGAUGAGAACUUUAUUGUUGGAUGAAAAGAUGUAAAGGCAGAAAAUUUGAUCACUUUUUAUAACUAUGGAUGGAUGUUGUUCUUAAAUUAAAAAGAAAUGAAAGUU